CCAAAUAAACUACUGGUGAAUAAGGUAAGCCAUGAAUAAUUCUGUCAUAAGAAUCUAUGCUCUCUAUCCAGGAGCCUUUAACAAAAAAUGUUCUUCUCUUUUCAGGCUGGUUGUCAUGGGCCACAGGGGACCACUGUGGUUGGCUGACCUUUGUAAGCUGUAUAAUGAGGACUCUGUCCACACCCUGUGCUCUCUGUUUGAGCAUGAGUGGAAAAAACAACAGAAUUACUAUGAGAGAUUGAACCCAGAAGAGGAAUCUGGGAGAGAGACAUUGCUGUUCUCCAGUAACACUUCUUCUGGUUACUCACUCCUCUAUGCAAUAUUGAAGACUUUCCGUCCAAACUUAAUCAAAGUUGUGCUUCUGAGACUGUCAACUGAUCUUCUUGGCAUUCUCAGGCCUUUGACUCUCAGAUGGGUUAUCCUGUUCUGUGAGAGGCAGCCUUUGUUUGACUGGGUGGGAUACACAUAUUCACUGGUGGUGCUGGGGGCAGUUUUCUGCUUUGCUGUUUCUAAAUAUCAGCUUGAGAGACACAGCAGUGUAACAAUAGCCAAUGCACAAGCUGUUCUGGCUGACGCCCUCUACAGGAAGGUAAAGACAUUGUCUCUUUCCCAUAGUUCUCAACUGCAAUCCAACACCACUGAUGCUGACACUCUACUGUCAGUGGAGGUUGAGCGUGUGGCAGGACUGGGAGUCACACUGGCCUGUCUCUGGUCCUCCCCCCUGAGAGUCGCUCUGUAUCUGAGCUUACUUUGGAGGGAACUAGGCCCUGGUGUGCUGGUGGGGGCGGCAUUACUGAUAGUCCUCAUCUCUGUCCGUAUCGCAGUGGAGCGCAAAGUCAAACAGCUUCGGAGUUCUCAAGAGAUCAUCAGGGAAAGGAGUGAAAAGCUUGUUAAGGAAAUGCUGCAUAAACUUAAGGCGCUGAAGUUUCUUGCAUGGGAGCCAUGGUUCCAUCAGAGAGUUUCAGAGUCACGGGCCAGUGAGCUGGAGAUACUACAAAUUCUGAGAUAUCUGACAGCCUUCUCUUUGCUUGAUUCAAUCUGUAUGCCUUUCCUGGUUUCUUUCUCUGGUCUUGGUUUGUUUGUCCUGGUGGAUGAUGGGAAUGUCCUCACCCCAUCUCAGAUCUUUACAUGCCUCUGUUACUUCAGAUUGCUGUGUCCCACUCUGCAGGAGCUCCCUGCACACUUCUCUGGCCUCAAACAGGCACAGCAGUCUCUUUGCCAUCUGGAGAAAGUCUUUCUUAGUAAGGAUCUGGGCACCUCUCACUUGGUUACUACGGAAGGAACUACAGAAGAGCUUCCACCUGACAGCUCCCAACAGCAGUGCCACAGGUGUAAAAGAGAUAAGCACAGUGAUUCUGAUGAGGAAAGAGAUCACCAGCUAUUCCAAAAGGGCAGCGGAGAAGCCCGCAGGCUGUAUCUGAGCGCUUUUGGGUGGCACUGGGUGGCUUUUUAUUCUGUAGUCUUCCUAUGUGUGUGUGCAGUGUGUAUAGCACAGGACGGGGUUCUGAGUGUAUGGACAGGUGAAGCCAAAGAAGUGCAGGGCCUGGAGGAGUGGAGAGAGCUUAGAAACUCACGACUAUCUGUGUGUGGACUGCUAGGUCUCCUGCAAGCCUUGCUUGUGUGCUGUUCCGCCUACUGUCAGACCAGUGGAUCUCUCAGGGCAUCUGUUACUCUACACUCUGAACUGCUGUCAGAUGUUCUUCACCUGCCUGUGCAUACAGCUCAGACAACAGUCACCAAGCACCUAUUACACACCUUCAUUCAGGAUAUGCGAGUAAUUGAUGAAAAACUUCCAAAACACCUGCACAGCUGGGUGUGGAGUCUUUUGGAGAUAUUGAGCACCAUUACUGUGAUCUGCUUCGUCAUGCCAAUUUUCAGCCUGGCUGUGUGUCCACUGAUAAUCCUCUUCCUUCAUAUUCAGUCUCAUUUCUCAUCGGCCCACAUCCAAAUCAGACACAUGGAGACAAACCCAAUUGUUUCAGUCACUUCUCACAAGGAGGUGUGUCAGCAGCACUGGCUCUAUCCCAUGAAUCAAAACCUGCUGGUCAAGUACAACAGAACCAUCUCAGAAAGUUGGUUUGUGUUGCAGUUAGAUGCCGUUGCUGGGAUUGUGCUUUUCUUGGUCAGUUUGGUCCUGCUUCAGACUCAGCCGAACUCCGGACUUGUGGCUCUGGUCUUAAUCUCUGCCUUCAAUGUGAGAGAACCUCUUCACCGAUACUCUCAGGCUGCUUCUGAUGUCGACAUUGACAUGUUGAGCAUACAAAGAGUCAGUGAAUUUGCCAAAAUGGAGAAGGAGGCAGCAUGGACAGUUGCCUACAGAGCACCGUUUGACUGGCCACAACAGGGAGAGGUGAAGUUCAGGAACUAUGAAUGCGAAGCCCCCUUUAUCUUUACACCAGCUAUUAGGGGACUUAAUCUCAUCAUUUUAAAAGGAGAGAAGAUUGGGGUUGUGAGCAGGGAAAAGGCGGACACUGACCACUUAGUGAACUGUCUGUUCCGGGCAGUGGAGGCCAGCAGUGGUGCUGUUCUGAUUGAUGGUGUAAACAUUGCCUGUGUGGGUCUACACGACCUGCGCAGCCGUCUGCAAAUCAUUUCUCAGGUUCCUGUACUGUUCUCGGGUCCCCUCAGGGCUAAUUUGGACCCGUUCGCUCGGCAUACUGAUGCACAGGUGUGGCUGGCUCUGGAACUCUGCCAUUUAAAGGAGCAGGUUCAACAAUUUCCUGCUCAGCUGCUGCACCCAACACAGAGGACAUCUUUUGUUCUCAGCCUUGGGCAGAGGCGGUUGCUAUGUUUAGCUAGAGCCAUGCUGGAAAGGGUUAAAAUCCUGCUUGUGGAAGAGGCUCCUCCUUGUGUGGACCUGGCAACCGAGCACCUGGCCCAACAAUUGAUCCACACCGAGUUUAAAGACUGCACUGUACUGUGGCUCACUCAGAAUCCACUCACUGUCAUGCACACAGACAGGGUGCUGGUAUUGAAAAAGGGACAAGCUUUGAAGUUUGACGCCCCUUCCACUCUCCUCCAGCAGAGGCUGCUGUUAAGUCAAUGAGAGGAGGCCUGUUUUAAGGAAGGGAUUUUUUUUUUAUUUUUUUUAUUUUAUUUUUAUGCUUUGAACAACAAAACACUAGUACAAUACAACAUACAUUUUUGUGCCAUGGGAGCAAGAAAACAAAAAGUGCAUACAUUCACAAAGACACUUGACCUUUGAUUUAUACAAAGAUUUUGAAGACAGAGCACAGGUGAACAGUUUUUAUAGCUUUUCUAUUAGUACUAUUUUGAAUAGUAGAAAUAUAAUUCCCAAUUUCUUUAAAAACUACUGAAAAAAGGGGCUUUUUGUUAGAAAACGUACAUUUAUGAAUGUGAAAUUUGACUAAUAAAAUAAACAGAUGAAUUAAAUAAGCUUCACUAUUAACACUGUUGUCAUACUUUAAAUAACCAAAAUUUUCAAAAUGCAAAUCAAAAUUAAAGAGUAUAUUUUCAUUAAUAAAUUUAGACACAUCUUUCCAUAACUUUUUCACAUAACUACAACAUCAGAAAAUGUGACGUACUAUUUCCAAGUGCAAAGAGCAAAAAGAGCAGUUAACAUCAAUGUUUUUCUUAAACUUACAAAGAAAAUGUUUAACAGGGUAGAAUUUGUGUAUUAUCCUAAAAUACAUUUAUUUUACCUUAUUUGUAACAAAAAUCUUAUGAGGCAAUAACCAAACACUUUCCCAGUGAAGGUCAUUAACAAAUGUAUCAGUUGGGUUAAUUAUGGGCAUAUCAGCCGGCUUCAUUACUUCUCUACAUAAAGAAAUUACCCCAGAAUUAAUGGCAGAAAAUACAAGAGAGAAUUCCCUGGGAGUCACAGGAAGAUUAAAGUGCAAAAGAAAUUUGUCAUUGGUCAUAAGGUAUCCCUGAGAGUUAAACAGCUGACAGACUAAAACCAUACCUUUAUCAAACCAGCUUUUUAAAAAAAUACUUUUAUGCUUAUACAAAAUACAACGGUUAUUCCAAAUAAAAUAACGUUGCAGAGAAACAUUGUGCUUGUAGAUCAGCUUCCAAGCCAAUAAAGCUUGUGCAUGAGAGGGAGAUAAUUUCACUGGCAUUUUGUCUUAUAAUCACGCAUUAAUAAAAAAGAAAGGCCCCCAAGUUGGUCAAAAAUAAAAUUUGGAAUAAAAUUCCACAAAGAAGGUUUAUUCAAACAGAAUUUUAGCCAAUUAAUUUUGAAGGUAUCAUUUAAAGUAGAAAAAUCUAGAAAAUCAAGGCCGCCUUUUUUAAGCGAAUUUAUAACAACAGAUUUACGAAUAUAGUGCACACGGUUUGUCCAUAAAAAAUUAAGUAAAAUCUUAUCAAUAACUUUAACAGUUUUAUUGUCUAAGUGUAUAGAUGAAGCAACAUAGUUGAGUCUAGAAACAUCUCCUGCUUUUGACAGAAGAACUCUACCUCUAAGGGACAGGUCCCUUAAUAACCAAAGAUUACAUUUGUUUUUUAUCUUUUCAAUGGCAGAAUUAAAAUUAAAAGAAACUCUAUCUUGUUAGCUUUUCGAGACAACAACGCCUAAAUAAUUAACAGCUUCUUUAACAGGAAUACCAUCCACAGAUAAAAGGGAGGAGGUUUUCAAGGCUAAUAUUUAAAAAAAAUUAUAUUAAGGUACAAACCUGAAGCAUUUGAAAAUAAUUGAAUAGUUUUUAUUGCCUGAUGAAUCUGGCUAGAGUUUUUUUUUUAAAACAAGGCUGUCAUCUGCUAGUUGACUAAUCAGAAUACUUCUACCAGCAAUAUGUAUUCUUAACUUACUAUCCUUAAUAAAAUGACAUAAGGCUUGAGCUACAAUAAGAAAGAGAUAUACAGAGACUGGGCAGCCUUGCCGAAUUCCUCUUUCUAAAACAAAUCUCUGUGUUGUACCAUGUCCUAAUUUCACUGAACUAUUUCCUCCAGUAUACAGAGUUUUCAUAGCAUUACAAAAGUAGUGCCCAAAAUGCUCUUAAAAAAAAAAAAGCAAAAAAAAAAAAAAAAAUUUAAAGGAUGCUCAAUAGUGUCAAAGUCCUUGAAAAAGUCUAAAAAAAGAAUUAAACUAUCAUCCACAAUAAGAUCUGAGUAUUCAAUAAGGUUGAAGACAAGUCUAAUAUUAUUAAAAAAUAUGAUGGUUUUUCAUAAAGCCUGACUGAUUCUCAUCAAUAAUGGAGUUCAAAACCAACUUGAAUCGCCUUGAGAAAAUAAGGACAAACAAUUUAUAGUCAUUAUUAAUAAGUCUGAUAGGUCUCCAGUUGUCUAGGAAAAGAGUAUCCUUUUUAGGUUUAGGUAUUAAACAAAUGACACCUUGCUAAAUACUAGUUGUGAGCUCAGAACAAUUGAGGCUCUCUGAAUACACUAAAAAGGAAAGGGGAAAGGAGUUCAGAAAAGCUUAUAAAAUUCAGCUGUUAUCCCGUCAUUACCAGGUGACUUAUUAUUUUUUAAGAGAGAAAUUUCUUCCUUAAGUUCAUCAACAGUAAUAGGAAUCACACGUGUUUUGUAUGUUUUUUUUCAUCAUGAUUAAUAGAAUUAACAGUACCAAGGUGCAUACAGAAAAUAUCCAAAUCAUUAAAAUUAGAUUUAUACAAAUUCGAAUAAAAGUUAUGACAAAAUUGGGAAAUUUCUUUGGAGUUUCUGCGACAGAUCCCCCAAUAUUCAUUGGACAAAUAGAAUUGUUUAGCCCUAUUUUUCUCAAGUUUAAAAAAAUAAGUAGACAUCUGUUCUCCAUAUCCUGUCCACAUUUGCCUUGACCUAGUGAAAGCACCUUCUGCUCUUAAUUUAUAUAAAUCAUCUAACUUAAUUUGCAGGUCAACAAAAUAUGCUCUCUGUCCAUCUGACAGAUUCUCAGGAAAGAUAUUGGUAAUAGAUGAAAUUUUUGAUUUAGCCAAAUUAGAACUGAAUUUUCUUAAGUAUUUCCCAAUUUCAAAUUUUAACAAUUCUCAAUUGCAGCUGAAUUAAUUUUCAUAUUUAGCUUUGUUCCAGUAAAAAUGUAUAAGUCUUUUUAGCUCUAACUUAACCUCAUUAUACUUGUUUUAAGGUAGGGAUUCAAACCUGCAUCUAAUGCUGAUUACCUUAACAUCAGACAUGGGUUCCUUAAAGCACAAUUUAUUGACUUAUAGCAGGCAUUUUAUUACUAAGAUUUGUCAUUCUUUUGGACAGAUUACACAUAAAUAAAAUAUUGAAUAAAAAAAAAAUUUAAAAAAAAUAAAAAUGGAACACAAAUGCAAAACUUCCCCAAACAGUUUUAGGAAUAUUUGAAUUAAGUAGUGGGGGAGAGUAUUUUAAAUGUUACAUAUUUUCAUCUUAAUUUCACAACUUGUUUCUUGCCACUUAUCUGAUGGAAAAACAUACAAAAAUAAGCACACACACAUACACUUUGCCAAAUGUAUGUUUAAUGAUAGCUUGAAGAGAGCUGUUUGUAACUGAAUUCUUUUAUCAUGAAUGUUUAAUGGCUAACUAUUUAUUUAUUUAUUUAUUUAUUGGAUUUUCCCCCUUUUUCCUCCCAAUUUGGAAUGCCCAAUUUCCAAUGUGCUUUUAAGUCCUCGUGGUCGUGUAAUGAUUUGCCUCAAAUCUGGGUGGCGGAGGACGAAUCCCAGUUGCCUCCACGUCUGAGACCGUCAACCUGCGCAUCAUAUUAUGUGGCUUGUUGAGCGCGUUGCCACGGAGACAUAGCGCAUGUAGAGGCUUCACGCCAUCCACCGCGGCAACCACGCUCAACUCACCAUGCGCCCCACCGAGAACGAACUACAUUAUAGCGAUCACGAGGAGGUUACCCCAUGAGACUCUACUCUCCCUAGCAACCAGGCCAAUUUGGUUGCUUAGGAGACCUGGCUGGAGUCACUCGGCACACCCUGGGAUUCAAACUAGCGAACCAGCGAUGGUAGCCAGCGUCUUUUACCACUGAACUACCCAGGCCCCCAAUUGCUUACAAUUUAUAACAAAAAUAUGUAUUUCUUUUUUUCUUUUACAAUUUUGAUACUUGUUGCAGUGUUUUACAAUGAAACAUAAAUAAAUAAACAAGAACCAAGCAGCAGGUCUUGUGGGACUUCCUUCUAAGGACUGGUUGUGGUUAUGGCCAGUGACCAUGGCUAACACCAGUUUGCUGUUUGAGCUGUCUGUCGACACAUUCCUUUCCAUUUCCUUUGCAGUUAUAGUCAGUUAAUUGCGCUCUGAAUUGCGUUUAGGGGCAGUUUUCUUUUCAUAAUUUUCCACAUUUUAACUGUCUCUGGAUCUUUGUUUGUGCUCAUUUCAGGUCAGCUCAAGCCACUCAAAUGAGAAAUGAAAACACUUGGCCCUUGUUUUACAAAAGCACUUUCUUUGGUAUGCAGUGGCAUGCAAAAGUUUGAGGCAUCCCUGAUCAAAAUUUCUGUUGCUGUGAAUAGCUAAGCGAGCAAAAGAUGGCCUGAUUUCCAAAAGGCAUAAAGUUAAAGAUGACACAUUUCUUUAAUAUUUUAAGCAAUAUUACUUUGUCCAUCUUUUACAGUUUCAAAAUAACAAAAAAGGAAAAGGGCCCGAAGCAAAAGUUUGGGCACCCUGCAUGGUCAGUACUUAGUAACACCCCCUUUGGCAAGUAUCACAGCUUGUAAAAGCUUUUUGUAGCCAGCUUAGAGUAUUUCAAUUUUUGUUUGGGGGAUUUUUGCCCGUUCUUCUAGUUCUGUGAGAUUCUUGGGCUUUCUUGCAUGCACUGCUCUUUUGAGGUCUAUCCACAGAUUUUCGAUGAUGUUUUGGUCAGGGGACUGUGAGGGCCAUGGCAAAAACUUCAGCUUGCACCUCUUGAGGUAGUCCAUUGUGGAUUUUGAGGCAUGUUUAGGAUCCUUAUCCUGUUGUAGAAGCCAUCCUCUUUUCAUCUUCAGCUUUUUACAGAUGGUGUGAUAUUUGCUUCCAGAAUUUGCUGGUAUUUAAUUUAAUCCAUUCUUUCCUCUACCAGUGAAAUGUUCACCUGUGCCACUGGCAUCAACACAAGCCCAAAGCAUGAUCGAUCCACCCCUGUGUUUAACAGUUGGAGAGGUGUUCUUUUCAUGAAAUUCUGCACCCUUUUUUCUCCAAACAUACCUUUGCUUAUUGCGACCACAAAAGUUAUAUUUUAACUUCAUCAGUCCGCAGGAAUUGUUUCCAAAAUGCAUCAGGCUUGUUUAGAUGUUCAUUUGCAAACUUCUGACGCUGAAUUUUGUGUAGCGGAUGCAGGAAAGGUUCUCUUCUCAUGACUCUUCCAUGAAGUUAAAAUUUGUCCAGGUGUCACUGCAAAGUAGAACAGUGCACCUCUUCCCCAGAGUCUGCUAAAUCUUCCUUAAGGUCUAUUGCAGUCAAACAGGAAAGUUUUCCUGGUCUUCCAGACCUCAACUUGAACUCCACCAUUCCUGUUAACUGCCAUUUCUUAAUUACAUUACGAACUGAGGAAACUGCUGCCUGAAAACGCUUUGCUAUCUUCUUAUAGCCUUUCUUCUGCUUUGUGGGCAUCCGUUAUUUUAAUUUUCAGAGUGCUAGGCAGCUGCUUAGAGGAGCCCAUGUCUGCUGAUUGUUGGGACAAGAUUUGAGGAGUCAGAGUAUGUAUAAAGCUUUGAAUUUGCAUCACCUGUCAUUUCCAAAUGAUGAUUGUGAACAAGCCAUAGCCCUAACAAGCUGAUUAAGGUCUGAGACCUUGGUA
Messenger RNA from Myxocyprinus asiaticus (Chinese sucker), 8629 nucleotides. RefSeq names its product ATP-binding cassette, sub-family C (CFTR/MRP), member 13 (gene abcc13). Gene Ontology annotation, biological process: transmembrane transport. The record is from RefSeq and is a predicted model, not a curated record. Bases 32 to 3046 code for a protein of 1004 amino acids. NCBI's taxonomy places the organism in Eukaryota, Metazoa, Chordata, Actinopteri, Cypriniformes, Catostomidae. Gene Ontology annotation, cellular component: membrane. The transcript has 21 exons. Gene Ontology annotation, molecular function: ATP hydrolysis activity; ATP binding; ABC-type transporter activity.